UCCGCCGCCGGUUCCUAUCCGAUGGGAUUGAAUUGACGCACCAGAAGUUCAUUUUCUAUUCCUUGCCCCUUGGCAGCAGACUUGUUCUCUGUCAAAGCUUACUACUACCUUCUCCCGGCUUCUUCCUGAACCGGAGAACACAAAGUCAGCGGCCGGCGAUGAUAUCGACGGAGGAGGCUCUCCGGAUUGUUCUGGGAGCAGCUCAGCGUCUUACUCCUACGACGGUGCCUAUUCACGAGGCCCUAGGUAAAGUUCUAGCGGAGGACAUUCGAGCGCGCGACCCUUUGCCCCCUUAUCCUGCUUCCAUAAAGGAUGGCUAUGCCGUGAUUGCUUCCGAUGGUCCAGGGGAAUAUCCGGUGAUUGCCGAGUCGAGAGCUGGAAAUGAUGCGGUUGGAGUCACGCUUACUCCUGGGACUGUUGCGUAUGUUACAACUGGAGGACCGAUCCCUGAUGGUGCUGAUGCAGUCGUUCAGGUUGAGGACACUGAAAAAGUUGAGGAUCGUUUAGAUGGAUCAAAGCGAGUAAAAAUCUUGGUGCAGACUAAAAAGGGCAUUGACAUUCGUCCGGUGGGUUGUGAUAUAGAGAAAGAUGCCACGGUAUUAAAAUCUGGAGAAACACUCGGUGCUUCAGAAAUUGGCUUACUUGCUACUGUUGGUGUGACAAUGGUCAAGAUAUUUCCUGCUCCUACAAUUGCUGUGGUUUCUACUGGAGAUGAACUUGUGGAGCCAACAACUGGGUGUUUGAGCAGAGGCCAGAUUAGGGACUCCAACCGUUCUACCCUGCUUGUAGCUGCAGUUCAGCAGCAAUGCAAGGUUGUUGACCUUGGAAUUGCUGGGGAUGACAAAGAAGAACUUGAAAGUGUCCUGGAUAAAGCAAUUGCCUCCGGGGCGGAUAUUAUCUUAACUUCAGGAGGUGUUUCAAUGGGGGAUAAGGAUUUUGUAAAGCCAUUGCUUGUGAAAAGAGGGGUUGUUCAUUUUGACAAGGUUUGCAUGAGACCCGGGAAGCCUUUGACUUUUGCUGAAGUCUCUCCAACAGUCACUACUGCGCCCAAAAAACUUCUUGCAUUUGGAUUACCCGGAAAUCCUGUGAGCUGCCUAGUUUGCUUCCAUCUCUUUGUGGUCCCAACGAUUCGCCGUCUUUCUGGAUGGGAAAAUCCUCACCUUUUGAGAGUGCAUGCUCGUCUUAAUCAACCUAUGAAGACUGAUCCAGUACGGCCAGAAUUUCAUCGUGCCACCAUCAAGUGGAAGACCAAUGAUGGGUCAGGGAAUCCAGGAUUUGUUGCUGAAAGCACUGGUUCCCAGAUGAGCAGCCGUCUCUUGAGCAUGAAAUCAGCUAAUGCGCUGUUGGAGUUGCCAGCAACAGGAACAUUAUUUCCUGCUGGAACUUCUGUCUCGGCCAUUGUAAUCAGUGAUUUAAGCUGUAAUGCUAUUCCUGACGGUUGCAUCUCAGUAGAUUUAGCUCCUUCCCUUCAAAGUAAACAUAGAGAAACAUUCACAGCUUCUGAGGUCAGGGUGGCUAUUCUAACAGUGAGUGAUACUGUCGCAUCAGGUGCUGGGCCUGACAGAAGUGGUCCUAGAGCAAUUUCGGUUGUAAAUUCCUCUUCAGAGAAGCUAGGAGGAGCUACAGUGGUAUCAACCGCUGUGGUCCCAGAUGAAGUGGGUAAAAUUAAAGAUGUUCUGCUGAAGUGGAGUGACAUUGAUCAAGUGGACCUCAUUCUUACACUGGGUGGUACUGGCUUCACCCCAAGAGAUGUGACUCCUGAGGCAACUAAAGAAGUGAUUGAGAAGGAAACGCCUGGCCUUCUGCAUGUAAUGACGCAAGAGAGUUUAAAGGUCACACCAUUUGCCGUGUUAUCACGCGCUGCAGCAGGUAUAAGGGGCACAACACUGAUAAUCAACAUGCCAGGGAACCCAAAUGCAGUUGCAGAAUGUAUUGAAGCACUGCUGCCAGUGCUGAAGCACGCUUUCAAACAGAUUCGAGGCGACAAGCGGGAGAAACAUCCACGUCACCUCCCCCACACCCAACAACCAUCUGACACGUGGGAACGCAGCUUCAGUGCAGCCAAUGCAGCUGCUGCUGCUGGUUCUGCUUCGGAGCCUCCUGCUAGUUGCUCUUGCUCGCAUUGAGAAAGUCCCUCCCAUUCCCAAGUUGAUGUGUGAGGUUUGUGUUUUGUGCUAUGAAUGUAAUAUAGAAAUAGAAUGGUCACCUUGGCCCGGAGGGAGAGUAAUCUAUUUACUGGGAUUUUAAAGCUGUGCAUUUUGAAAGUCGAUGCAUUCUGAAAUUCACUUACUUGGACCUAAUAAUUAUUCACAAUGUUGAUUUAUUUGUAUUUGAAUGAUGAUUUUGCUUUCUAAGCAUGAAUGGAUAGAGACAUUAGCAGUUUAGCACUCACCAACUACUUGACUUUGGUUAUUGUAAAAAAAAAAAACUACUUGACUUUGGUUAGAGGCUUUCACAUGAAAUUUUGGUGAACUUUUUUUUGGCCCUACUUCACCUACUCAUUCUAUGCACACCAAAUCCCAAACAUCUAGAGCUAAACUAGAGUAUGUGAUAUCAAUAACAUGUAACGAUUAAAGCUUUGUGGCUCGGAUAGAUAACAAUACUAGAUGCUUAUCUCGUGAAAGAUACUCGUAAGAUCAACAUUUUAACCAAGUAAAAACAUCCAAUGAGUGUUUGUAAGGUUAUGUAGCUAGUUCUGAAUGUAAAGAUUGAUUUGUUGAACUGGUUAGAGCCACAUUCAUAGUUAUUCUGUCAAAUUAAUUUUAUAAACUCAUCUAACUCUCUAACUAAUUUACUGUCGUCUGCUACAUAAGAUUGAAAUUAUCCGAGAACUUAUGUAAAUACUCGUUUUAUUUAAGCAAAUUGCAAUAUAGUUGUAAAGUAAAUAAUCUAAUUGGAGUAACAUACAUUCCAAAGAAAAUGGUGGCCAACCAACUUUUUUUUUUUUUUUUUUCAUUUUGCCCACCAACACCUUUUGAUGUGACCAUUAUGAUUAAAUACCAUACCAAAUUGACACAAGACUACAAGAACUUAGCCAUGGCCUUUUUUUUUCUUUUAAUCUCCACGUUUGCUAAGGCCACUAAAUAUGUUUCGUAAAAAAAUAUUGGUGAUAGAUGUUCAACAAAGCCUCCUCAAAUUUGGGGUUGGUGAAUCCAUUGUCUUUGUUAGGAGCCUUACACUUAAUCCCUCAAAUAAUUUCUUCUCUAUUUCCCUCCAUACUUCUGUAUAUCUUCCAAUAUUUUGGGUUAUAUCCUAAAUGGCGACUAGAUGAUAGUCGAUAUACCAAAAUAAUCACUCAACUUUAAAACAUAACGAAAAGAACACUUACUUUUUUUCAUUUCAUAACAAAAUGGUUAGUUGUUUCAAUUAUAUGUCCAUUUUUCGUACUUUAUGCUUAGUCGUCAUGUCAAUAAAGCAUGCCGCAUUGGCAUAGUCAGCAUCCAAAUUGGGCCUAUCAAAUGCCAAUCCUUAAGUCAUCCACACAUGAUCCAUCCCUCAUCCAAAACACUAAAUUCAAACUUGAUCUGCCAUGACAUUAAUCCACCCAACCCAAUCUCCCCCCGCUAGGAAAUAUGGAUUGAGAAUCAAAUCGUUGUUCAUUGGGGGACCGAACAUAGGUCAAAUGAGUUUUUCACAUAAGCUACUCGCGGUUCAUGUGUCUGUUGUUAUAAUUUAUUUGCUUAAUACAAGACAUGAAUCAUUAACAAAACUCGAUAGAGAUGAAUGAAUCACUAUCGUAUUAGUUACUCCAAACGUUAGUUGAGAAGUUUAGUGACUGAUUUGUUAAUACGAAUAAAGUUCAAUGGCCACU
Molecule: messenger RNA, 3811 nt
Organism: Linum trigynum
Lineage: Eukaryota; Viridiplantae; Streptophyta; Magnoliopsida; Malpighiales; Linaceae
Source: the annotation of a GenBank genome assembly